Acanthamoeba castellanii str. Neff is the source of this 315-nucleotide messenger RNA. RefSeq lists its product as uncharacterized. The record is from RefSeq and is a predicted model, not a curated record. The transcript has 2 exons. NCBI's taxonomy places the organism in Eukaryota, Discosea, Longamoebia, Acanthamoebidae. Bases 1 to 315 code for a protein of 104 amino acids.
AUGACGCCUGGUGAGGUGGACGAGGCGCUCAAGCAGUACCAGGAGCUGAGCGAGAAGCAGCAGCGCGGCGAGACGGGCGAGACGACGGACCGUGGCAUGCUGGGCGACAUGAUCCUCAACUUCCGCUUGCCCAGCAUCAUGGAGUUCCUCACCCUGAUGGGCUCCAACAGAAUGCACUACGUGCCGGUCGCGCCGGGGCCAGCGCCGCCGAUGUACCCCCCGCCUCCAAUGUACAGUCCCUAUGGCUACCCCGUCUACCCAGGGGCCAAGUACAAGGCCAAGGAAGACCCGUCCAGCGCAACGGAGCAGAGCUGA